Messenger RNA from Closterium sp. NIES-65, 2544 nucleotides. NCBI's taxonomy places the organism in Eukaryota, Viridiplantae, Streptophyta, Zygnematophyceae, Desmidiales, Closteriaceae. The record is from the annotation of a GenBank genome assembly.
AUGUGCAGCUCUUUGGUGCGGAUGGUGCUAGCGGCGCGCGUGUAUCAGGAGUCAUGUACCAGCUCUCACCCCGUGGAUGCGAAGGGGCUUUUCAACUAUUUUUUAAUGAAUAAGAAGAACACGAUUAGAUUCUGCGAGCUCAACAUCAACGGGCUUGGCAGUGCAGGGAAGCAAGGGAAAUGCAAAGAUUGGAUAAGGAACAAGGCGGACAUUGCAGUACUUACAAACACACGUAUCCCUGCUGAUCACAACUUCUGGACCCAGCUGAAGCCGUCUGCGGUGGUGGCUGGGGGCCAGCUGGGUCGGCAAGAGGAGUGGCAGUGUGUCCUGGUGAUGGGUGACCUGAAUGUUGUGGAGGACCCAGCGCUGGACAAGUCACCGGGGGUAGGGUCGUCGGCGGAAAACAGGAGGCUGAUGGGAUACUGGGCGGCCACCUUGCUUUUUGAUGUCUUCCGCUUUACGCACCCUGGGAAAAAGGAGUACACUUCUCAUAUGAGGGCAAAAGGAGUAAGCACCAGGACUCACCGCGCGCUGGCGACGCAGCCGCUGCUAGGAAAAAUGGUGGAGGUGCGACAUGCGGACAUCACAAACAAGAUGACAGACCACUGGUGUGCGGUGGUGGUCGCGCUGGAGUCGUCAGCGGCGGUCGAUAGGGGGCCUGGCAUCUGGAGACUGAGGGCUGCUCAAGCAAAGAAAAAAGGGAUCAGGAAUCGGGUGGAGCGAGUGCUCAAGGAUGCAGGCGGGGACCUCGGCAAGAUGUUGCCCAGGUUAACGGCGUGCCUGAGGGCGUACACACGGGAGGAGAAAAAGAGAGUUGGGGCAACGAAAAGGCACAUGGAGAAGGAGGUGAAAAUCUACAGACAGCGGCUGUCGCGAAGCCCGAACUGCAAGCGAACGGGGACAAUCCUGCUCAAGAAAGAGGAGUUGCUUGACGCGUAUGAAAAAAACCACCAGGAGAAGCUGCAAGAGUGGCUCGGGGUGAAGGCGGAGCUGGUUGGGGAGACGACAACCGGUUUUCUGUCUAGGAAAGCGAAAAUGCGCAAGGCCCAGACGGAGAUGUCAGCGGUGAAUUUCAAGGGGGUAACUCACUCGGGUGCGAGGGAGGUGCUGGUGGCGGCGACUGAAUUUUUCAAAGACUCUUUCGGCGGGCGUGGGGAGGCAGGCUCAAGCGCGUUGGAGCCAAGAGUUAUGUGCCGAACGUUGUGCGACGGCAGCCGGAAUGCGCUCAGUGCACCGUGGUCGGAGGAGGAGGUCCGGACGGCGGUACGCGAGCUAGCUUCAGGGAAGUCGCCCAGGCAGGACGGUCUUCCCAAGGAGCUGUUUGAGCAUAACUGGGACUUGCUGGGCCCGCUAGCGGACGCUGUCGCGGUGGUAGCGGAUGCGAUCGAGGCAGGAGCCACCGGAAGGGAAGAUUGGUUCCUCCUGAUGGUCGAUUUUCAUAAGGCCUUCGACUCCAUCUCGAGGCCUUUCCUCUUCCGCACGUUACGAGAAAUGGGGGUUCCGGAGAUCUUCGUGUCUUGGGCGGAAGGCCUGCACACAGGAGCAGGAACGAGGCUGCACAUUAACGGGUGGACAGGAGACCGAGUUGCGGUGGAAAGAGGGGUGCGGCAAGGCUGCCCACUUGCACCAUACCUUUUUCUGUGUGCGGUGGAGCUGCUCUGCCAGGAGUUUGCGCGGCGGGGGCUGGGGAUCGGCGACGGCGGGGCGGAUAGGCUGGCGUAUCUGGGGUACGCUGACGACACGUCGCUCCUGCUGAACGGAGAAGAGCAGCUGGCUGAUGUGGCUGAGGCGCUGGAAAACUUUGGGGAGGAAGCAGGGCUGAAAGUAAACAAAGUCAAGACGGUGGUCUUCCCGCUCGGGGUGAAUAGAGGGAAGUCCCCGCUGGCGGGCCUGCAAUACAAAUGGGCCGACAAGGAUGCACCGGAGUGGCUGUUGGGCAUCUGGAUUACUCCGAACGGUGACUCGCUUCUGUCCUGGGAAAAGGCGUUGGAAAGGGCGCGUAAGGAGUUAGCCAAGUGGGAGAUUCAGCACCUCACAACAACAGCGAGAGUUACGAUAAUCAAUGGGUACAUCUCGCCCAUCUUCAUGUUCCAAGCUUACAUCUACCCGCCGCCAGAAGAGAUAUGGACCAAAAUCAAGAGGAUAUGCCACAACUUCGUGUCCGGGGGCGAGGCGACAGAAGAAAAGGCCUUCAUUCUUUGGAAGUACGAGCUGAUUUGCACGCCAAGGGAGGAGGGGGGGCUGGGGAUGAUUUGCCCCAAAAAACAAAUUGCCAGCAUAGCGGUGCAGAACGUCGGGCGCAUGAUGCUGCAAGCUAACUCGAUCAAGAAGUGGCUGACGGAGCGGGCGGCGGCGAUGCCUCUGGGCCCGGACAUGAUUUACGCCCACCAAUCCCUGCUAAAGCACUGGACAGAGGGAAGCAAGCGGUGGAAGGGUGUGGUGCAAUCUUUCUGGAAAUCGCCCUUCUGUGUCACCCCGGAGCCGGAGAAUCGGUGGGAGGUGGAGCGAGAGCAGUUGGCGUUCAACAGACGCAUACCUUCCUGA